AUGGAAGUAGACGAACACCAGGGAAAUCCUCAAAAUAUAUUAAGAGAGCGAAAUUCCAAAAGAUGGGAGAUACUCUUUGACGGAUCUGUAAAUGGAGACGGAAAUGGUAUAGGGAUAGUGAUUAUUUCGCCACUCGGAGCAAGAAUGGAAUAUUCAUUCAGACUGGAAUUUGCAUCCACCAAUAAUAAAACAGAGUAUGAAGGAGUAAUACAUGUGUUGCGAUUGGUAUUUGAAAUGGAUCUAGAUAACGUUAGAAUAACUAGUGACUCACAGUUGGUGAUCCGACAUAUAUUAGGGAUAUAUAGUGUGAAUAAACCAUCAUUACAGAAGUACAAGCUACUCCCAGAAGAGCUAUCAGCAAAAAUAAAGAAUAUUGAAUGGAGACACAUUUCCAGGAAAGACAAUAGAUUUGCAGACGCUCUGGAAUUCCUCACGUCAAUGCUAAAGGAUCCCACUGCUCGACAUUUAAAUAUCACGACACUCUGUUUCCCGUCAAUCAAAAAGGAAGAGGAGGCAGCCGUAAUGAUGAUAGAAGGCGAAGAAGGAGAUAAUAAUGUUGAUGAAGAGGAUUGGAGAUCACAACUUCAUUGA
Messenger RNA from Papaver somniferum (opium poppy), 591 nucleotides. RefSeq lists its product as uncharacterized. The record is from RefSeq and is a predicted model, not a curated record. The coding region runs from base 1 to 591 and encodes 196 amino acids. Lineage: Eukaryota; Viridiplantae; Streptophyta; Magnoliopsida; Ranunculales; Papaveraceae. The transcript has a single exon. Gene Ontology annotation, molecular function: RNA-DNA hybrid ribonuclease activity; nucleic acid binding.